Bombina bombina (fire-bellied toad) is the source of this 2955-nucleotide messenger RNA. Its product is annotated as extracellular calcium-sensing receptor-like. Gene Ontology annotation, biological process: G protein-coupled receptor signaling pathway. The transcript has 5 exons. NCBI's taxonomy places the organism in Eukaryota, Metazoa, Chordata, Amphibia, Anura, Bombinatoridae. Gene Ontology annotation, molecular function: G protein-coupled receptor activity. Gene Ontology annotation, cellular component: membrane. The record is from RefSeq and is a predicted model, not a curated record. The coding region runs from base 1 to 2955 and encodes 984 amino acids.
AUGAAUGAGAUCUCAGAAUCCCAGAUACACAGCUGCCCCUGGUCAGACCACGACGCGGUAUCCUUCUCAUUGAGUGAGGGAAGUUAUACAUCAAAUAGGCCUACAUGGAAAUUUCCUAGAUCCCUAUGGGAUGACAACACCUUCCUACAAAAAAUCUCCGAUAAAGUUGAGGAAUUCCUCUUAAAUAACCCGGCUGGCCAAACCUCUCAUCAAAUUAGAUGGGCUGCCUUAAAAGCGUUUAUCCGAGGUUUUUGCAUAGCUACAUUAACAGCUCAAAGGAAAAAAUGGGGUGCUCCCCUAGGAAAAUUAGUAUGUGAUCUUCGAAUAAAAGAAAAGUUAAACAAACAGGCUCCCUCCACUGAGCUAUCCGCUGAUAUUUUGUAUCUGAAAGACCAGAUUAAGGCUUUGGAAACAGAGAGAAUUAAAAAGGCUAUCUCGAAAUUUAAACUUACUAUGUACUAUAAGAGCAAUAAAGCGGACUCUUUGCUAGCAAAGAAACUCAAAAACCAUGCAGCAGCCUCAAGGAUUCCUUAUCUUAGCCAAAAUGGUCAUAAGGUGUACGCGCCAGAUGACAUCGGCAAAUCUUUUGCUGAGUUUUAUGAGACCCUUUACAAUAUCGAAAAAGUUGAGAAGCCGAUUAUGGCAUCGGUUAAUGACAUAUCUGCUUUUCUCCGUACUUUAAAGUUGCCUUCAUUAUCUGAAGCGGAUGGCAAUAAGCUGAUAGAACCUUUUUCUAUAUCUGAAAUUCAAGAGACAAUUAAACAGAUAAAGAACAAUAAAGCACCGGGCCCUGACGGGUUUACUGGUCAGUUUUACAAAAAAUUAAGCCCCAAACUACUGCAAACUCUAUGCCAGGUUUUCAAUGAGAUUAGUUUCACGUCUUCUUUAGCCUCUCUGAACAAUCGAUUCUUGUAUCCUUCCUUUUUCCGCACUACUAGUAGUGAUGACAACCAGGCCAAGGCCUUGGCCCAACUAGUGUCUUACAUGGGCUGGAAAUGGGUUGGUUUGUUGUCUCUUGAAGAAGAAUAUGGAAUCUUGGGUUCCCAAGUCCUUAAACAAGAACUUCAGAUAUUAGGUGUAUGCAUUGCUUACCAUGAGACUUUUGGACCAAGGUCUUCUUUCAUAAAGAUGCAGUAUAUCACUGAUAUAGUCAUUCAGUCAUCAGCAAAAGUGGUUAUAGUCUUCUCUAGGGAUCCAGUCACCAAUCCACUAGUAGAGUUAUUGGUACAGAAAGGAGUGACAGAUCGAAUUUGGGUGGCUUGUGAUGGAUGGUCAAACUCUGUCAUUCUCUCUAUUUCAAAGUUUAGUCAAACAAUGAAAGGUACUAUUGGUUUGACAUUGCAUGAAGUGGAUAUGCCAGGGUUAAAGGAGUUUUUACUUGCCAUACGUCCAUUCAAUGUUCUUCCAGAUGACAUCUUUAUAAAGAAAAUGUGGGAGAUUGUCCAGGGCUGUCGAUGGCCUGAAGCUGAAGUGUAUGCAAAAAAUGAAACAGUUUGGUGCACUGGUGAAGAAAAACUGGAGAGAUUCAAGGGUACUGAUUAUGAGUUUAAUGAAUAUGACUUUAGUACAUCCUAUCUAAUAUACAAUGCAGUAUAUGCAGUUGCUAAUGCCCUACAUGAGCUUAUCUUUUGUGUGCCUGGCAAGGGACUGUCACCAGAAUGUGCAGAUCCGAAGACUAUAAAUCCAUGGCAGAUUGUUCACUACUUGAAGAAAGUGAACUUCACAAACAAGAUGGGAGAACAGAUGUACUUCAACCAAUAUGGGACAACACCAACUGACUAUGAUGUCGUGAACUGGCAAAGACAAGACGAUGGCGCCAUUAAGUUUGUGAAUGUUGGACGUUACAAUGGGCGAAAUCCAAAAGGGAAUGAAUUAAACAUCAAUUUGAGUGCCAUCCAGUGGAAAACAGGUGUAGAGCUCCCUCGUUCAGUAUGCAGUGAGAGUUGCUCUCCAGGAUUUCAUAAGGCUGCACAAAAAGGUCAACCAAUUUGUUGCUUCGACUGCAUCCCUUGUUUUGAAGGGGAAAUAUCCAAUGAAACAGAUUCUACUUACUGUUUCCCAUGUCCUGAGGAGGCUUGGCCCAGUAGGAACAAAACCAUAUGUGUACCAAAAGCAUUAGAAUUUUUGUCCUUUGGGGAUGCCCUUGGCCUCACUUUGACGUUAGUUGUCCUUUUUUGCUGCAUUACUACCAUGAGCAUCUUGUGUGUUUUCAUCACAUACAGAGAUACAGCAAUUGUCAUAGCCAACAAUCGUGAUCUCACCUACCUUCUUCUUGUCUGUCUGUUCUGUGGUUUCCUCUGCUCUCUACUGUUUAUUGGAGAACCUGGUCAACUUACAUGCCUACUGCGUCAGGUGGCCUUUGGAAUUAUUUUUGCAUUUAGUGUAUCCUGUGUCUUAGCCAAAACACUUAUGGUUGUCAUUGCCUUCCGGGCUACCAAACCUGGUAGUAAUAUGCGUAAAUGGAUGGGAACCAGAGUCCCUGCAUCAACUGUCUUCAUCUGCACAAUUCUACAAGUCUUUAUUUGUAUCUGCUGGUUGUACAUAUGUCCUCCUUUUCCUGAGAAGAACAUGAAAAUCAAGACUGGAGUUAUUAUUUUUCAGUGUAAUGACUGUUUCGAGGCUCUUCUGUGGUGUAUGUUAGGAUAUAUGGCAUUUCUUGCCUGUGUUUGUUUUGUUGUGGCAUUUCUUGCCAGGAACUUACCAGAUAGCUUUAAUGAAGCCAAAUGGAUUACCUUCUCUAUGCUGAUUUUCCUGAGUGUUUGGGUCUCAUUUGUUCCAGCUUAUCUUAGUACACAAGGUAGAUAUAUGGUAUCAGUUGAGGUUUUUGCCAUAAUUUCAUCGAGUGCUGGGAUACUGGUUUGCAUAUUUAUCCCCAAAUGUUAUAUCAUAUUACUAAGACCUGACAUGAACACUCGAGGGAACAUUCUAGUCAGAGGGUCAUCUCAGAAGGCAUAA